Molecule: messenger RNA, 1740 nt
Organism: Paramuricea clavata
Lineage: Eukaryota; Metazoa; Cnidaria; Anthozoa; Malacalcyonacea; Plexauridae
Source: the annotation of a GenBank genome assembly
AUGGCUGAAGAACUUAGUAUGUUCGACAGUAGUGAGGAUGAAAGUGAUUUUGAGGGGUUUUUAAUCGACGAAACGGUUGAAGAAACAUGGCCUAUUGCAGCGGGAACAUCUGCGGUUUCGUGGAGAGACAUAGCGGGCGAUUCGGACGACGAUGAAGAGGACUUCCACGGUUUUUCUGACAUCGAAGUUCAAGAACUCGACAGCGAUAGUGUGAGCGAAAGUGGAAGCGAGAUAAGUAACGAUAGUUUUGAUGGUAUUUUUGAAUGGAAAGAUAAUUUAAGUAGUGUUAGUGUUGAAGACUUUACUGCCGACUUUGGUCCUCGACAUAGCUUGGGUUUAGAUGCUUCCCCUAAGGACUUUUUACGACUUGUUUUUCGGCGAUGCGUUUUUCAAUCUCAUUGUGCAUGCUACAAUUUUGUACGCCCAUUCAAAAUGCAACGAUCCCAAUUUUACAACCGACCGCGACGAAAUGUCUGCAUUUUUUGGCUUGAAUAAACAAACUUCCAAAAAUCCGGUCAUACUGGGAUUCAAAUUUAUUUUUAGGAAAUGCCGGCUUUAAAACAAUGCCUUCAAAACGUUUCCAGAUUUUGAACAAGUAUUUUCAUAUUUCGGACCCGCGGCAAGAAACCCAACUUACAAAAAUUCGGCCCUUUAUUUCAAAGCUCGAAAAUGCUUUUCAAGAUGUUUAUGUGCCUGGAAAAAAUAUUUCGAUUGAUGAGGGUUUGAUUAAAUUUAAUGGUCGUUUAUCUUUCAAGCAAUAUAUGCCUAAAAAAAACGAAUAAAUUUGGUAUCAAAAUUUGGAUGUUAGCCGAUUCUGAAACUUACUUCGUGCCGCGCUUUCAAGUUUACUUAGGUAAACAACAAAAUGCCGAUGAAAAUGAUGCGGAAGAGGCGCAAGGUGUCGGUUUUAAAGUUGUCGAUUUCCUGGGAAAACCCUACUAUAAUACUUACCGUCAUUUCUAUUUCGAUAACUAUUUUUCCUCGGUUCCUUUACUCGAACAUUUGCUUGAAAAUAAAACUUACGCAUGCUCGACCUUGUGCCACAACAGGAAAUAUUUUCCUGCUGAUUUGAAAAAAAUAAAACUUAAGCGUGGAGAAAUGCGAACUCGACAAAAUGAAAAUUUAGUUUGUUUGACAUGGCAAGAUAAACGUUUAGUCACGAUUUUAUCGACCAAUGUCGAUCCACAGCCCAAAGUUUUCGGCCCUUUAGAUGAACGCACUGGAAAAAGGAAAGCUGUUCCCGAGGAAGUGCGAGAAAAACCCGCCGUCAUAUCAUUGUAUAAUAAGUAUAUGAACGGUGUGGACGUAAACGACCAGUGUAGGAGCUACUACCCUGUAGGAGCUCAAUCUAAAAAGUGGUGGAAAUAUUUGGCUUGGUUUUUUGUGAAUAUUUCAAUUGUAAACGGUUUCAUAUUACAAAACUUGCAGACUGAUCGACGCCGUCGCCUAAAACAUUUAGAUUUCCGUCUUGCUUUGGCAAGGCAACUUAUUUCGACCUAUAACGGCUACCAAAAGAUUUCUAGUGCUCCGAGUGGCCGUAAAAAAGAUGUUCCAGUGGGUAGAAAUGUUGAGGGCCAUAGUUUAGUGAAGUCUUCAGAGCGAAAACGAGCGUGUGGGAUGUGUUCGAAAGCGGGAAGGAAGCGUGCGUCGGGAAGAACGUUUGAAAGCAUAUAUAAGUGUGCUCAGUGUAAUGUAAAUCUUUGUAGAGAGCGAGCUUGUUUUAUGGAAUGGCAUCAAUAA